This is a messenger RNA of Trichomycterus rosablanca, 2045 nucleotides long. RefSeq names its product XK related 4 (gene xkr4). Lineage: Eukaryota; Metazoa; Chordata; Actinopteri; Siluriformes; Trichomycteridae. Bases 153 to 1856 code for a protein of 567 amino acids. The transcript is spliced from 3 exons. Gene Ontology annotation, cellular component: plasma membrane. Gene Ontology annotation, biological process: apoptotic process involved in development; phosphatidylserine exposure on apoptotic cell surface; engulfment of apoptotic cell. The record is from RefSeq and is a predicted model, not a curated record.
CUGUAGCUGGCGGAAGAGGAGUCCAGCCCAGCCCCAGCCCAGCCCAGCCCCAGCGUCUCUCCGCCCGCCCAGGGGAACGACAGGAGGAAGGAAGGAAGCCAGGAGGGGGGAAAAAGGAGAAAAGAAAGGGAAAGGGGGAAAAGACGACCGCGAUGGCCGCCAAGUCGGACGGCGUGCUGAAGAUGAAGAAGAGCGAUGUGGCGUUCACGCCCCUGCAGAACUCGGACCACUCGGGCUCGGUGCCGGGGCUGGCUCCAAGCUCGAGGCCGGGCUCGGGAAGCGGUGAGGCGGACUUCACCCGCGGCGAGGCGCGCUGCUGCGGUCCCGAACACUCGACCUGUUUGCGGCUCGGCGGGGAGCGGAGGAGCUACGGGGCCUGGGACGGCCUGUGGCUGGUGGCCGCCGCGACCGUGUAUUUCGCCGACGUGGCCACCGACGUGUGGCUGGCCGUCGACUACUACCUGCGGCGAGAUUACUGGUGGUUCGGCCUGACCCUGUUCUUCGUGGCGCUCGGUUCCAUCUCGGUUCAGGUGUUCAGCUUCCGCUGGUUCGUGCACGAUUUCAGCACCGCGGAGAGCGACAGCGCGCUACCCGACAGCGGCAGCAGGACUAACGAGAAGCGCUCGGCAUCCUGCUCCUUCUGCAUCUGGCUCUCCCAGUCCGUCAUCCACAUCCUGCAGCUCGGACAGAUCUGGAGGUACCUCCACACCAUCUACCUGGGCAUCCGGAGCCGGCGGAGCGGAGAGAACGACCGCUGGAGGUUUUACUGGAGGAUGGUGUACGAGUACGCCGAUGUCAGCAUGCUCCACCUGCUGGCCACCUUCCUGGAGAGCGCUCCUCAGCUGGUCCUCCAGCUCUGCAUAAUCAUACAGACCCACAAGCUCCAGGCCGUCCAAGGAAUGACCGCGGCCGCCUCCCUGGUGUCCCUGGCCUGGGCCCUGGCGUCCUACCAGAAGGCCUUACGGGACUCGCGCGACGACAAGAAACCCGCCAGCUACCUGGCCGUGAUCAUCCAGUUCUGCUGGCACUUCUUCACCAUCGCCGCCCGCGUGGUGACCUUCGCCCUCUUCGCCUCGGUGUUCCAGCUCUACUUCGGCAUCUUCAUCGUCCUGCACUGGUGCAUCAUGACCUUCUGGAUCGUUCACUGCGAGACCGAGUUCUGCGUCAGCAAGUGGGAGGAGAUCGUCUUCGACAUGGUGGUGGGCAUCAUCUACAUCUUCAGCUGGUUCAACGUCAAGGAGGGGCGCACACGCUGCCGACUGUUCAUCUACUAUCUGGUCAUCCUGCUGGAAAACGCGGCGCUCAGCGCUCUCUGGUAUCUGUACCGGCUGCCGGUUGGCACCGACGCCUUCGCCGUCCCCGCCCUGUGCGUCAUUUUCUCCAGCUUCUUCACGGGCAUCGUUUUCAUGCUCAUGUACUACACUUUCUUCCACCCUAACGGCUCGCGGUUCGGGCGCUCGGCCAGCCUGAGCCAGCUGGACGACGCCAACGUGACCACCGGAUUCGCCAUGCCGACCGAAAAUGCCACCAACUCCUUACGCUCCAACAGAGGCGGCACGCUGGGCAGGGACGCCGAUCGGGACGCCAAAUACAGCGAGCGAGACGGCUGCGCGCCCGUCUUUCAGGUCCGCCCCACCGCCCCGUCCACGCCGUCCUCCCGCGCCCCCCGCGUGGACGAAACCGUGAUCAGAAUAGACGUGUGCAGGAACAGAUACCCGGCCUGGGAGCGCCACGUCCUGGACCGGGGUAUACGCAGGGCCAUACUGAGCAUCGCUAACUCGCCCACGGCGCCCCGGCUGCUCUACAAGGACGACAUGCUCGUCCAGGAGCGCCUGGAAUACGAGACCACGUUGUAGCUCGGCCCCCCCGCGGAGAAACGCUUUCACUUGAUAGCUUAGGAUCCAUUUACAGCAGGACUGUGGCAAUAACACGACGGGACCUUCACGCGCACAGAUUCAGCCAUGAUGUUGAUUAUCGUGGAUUACAAGGCGGGAAAACAUAUAAAAAUAUGUAUAUAUGGAACAAAAAAAGAAAAAGGCACAACA